AUGGAUUACGAACCGAUACCGGGCCCACCAGGUAUGCCUAUCAUAGGCAACCUGGGUGAUAUUGAUGGUGAAAACCCGACUUUGAGCUUUAUGCGCCUGACAGACAUCUAUGGACCUCUAUGGAAAUUUAACAUCGGCGGCGAUCGCAUCGUAAUCGCUUCGCAGGCACUGAUGAAUGAGGUCAGCAAUGAAGAGCGAUUUUCGAAGACUAUAGCAGCUUCUCUGAACGAGGUCCGAAACGGUACUCAUGAUGGGCUGUUUACAGCUAGAGGACCCGAGGAGAAAAAUUGGGGAAUCGCCCACCGAGUCCUCCUCCCUGCGCUAGGCCCCUUGGCCAUCAGGAACAUGUUCGACGAGAUGCACGACAUCGCAAGCCAACUGGUCAUGAAAUGGGCGCGCCAGGGCCCAGAGCAGCUCAUUCAAGUAACGGAUGAUUUCACGCGAUUGACUCUGGAUACAAUUGCACUGUGCGCCAUGGAUUUCCGCUUCAAUUCCUACUAUUCGGAGCACAUGCACCCCUUCAUCCAGGCGAUGGCUGAUUUCUUGAAAGUCAGUGGAGAUCGCGCACGCCGCGACCCCAUUACGCAGAUGUUCUACCGCUCGGAGACUGCCCAGUAUUGGGAGAAUGUGGAGUUACUUCGUAAAGUAAGCCAGGACGUCAUCGACAAGCGGAAACAGAACCCGACGGAGAAGAAGGACAUACUGAACGGCAUGUUGAAUGGUGUUGAUCCAAAGACGGGCGAAAAGAUGACCGAAGAAAGCAUAAUCGACAACAUGAUAACCUUCCUGAUUGCUGGCCACGAAACCACCUCCGGCCUCCUAUCGUUCACGUUCUAUUACUUGCUGAAGAGUCCAAGCGCCUAUGAGAAAGCGCAAAAAGAGGUCGAUGAGGUCAUUGGGAAGAACCCAAUAACAGUCGAUCAUCUCACCAAGCUGCCUUAUCUGAAUGCUGUACUCCGCGAAUCCCUCCGACUUCAGCCUACGGCCCCAGCAAUCGGUCUCUCUGCCAAACAAGACACAACACUGGGUGGAAAGUAUGAGUGCAAAAAGGGCGUUCCUAUUGUUGCAGUGUUACCGAAGGUGCACCGCGAUCCGCUUGUGUGGGGUGAAGACGCAGAAGACUUCCGCCCCGAGCGGAUGUUAGAAGAAGCAUUCGAGCGCCGCAACAAGGAGUUUCCUAAUUCCUGGAAGCCCUUUGGAAAUGGAAUGAGAGCGUGUAUAGGCCGACCCUUUGCCUGGCAAGAGGCUUUGUUGGUGCUGGCGAUAUUGCUACAGAAUUUCAACUUCACCAUGGAAGACCCCUCCUACCAGCUCCAGAUCAAGCAAACGCUCACAAUAAAACCCAAGGGCUUCUAUAUGCGAGCUCAUCUGCGAAACCACAUGAGUCCUACCACGCUAGAGCGUGCUCUUGCGUCCACCUCAAUCAGCGAGCAUGCAGGCGAGAAGAAAGCUCAGGCGACAAAGAAGAAGGCGGCUCAGGGCAAGCCAAUGGCUGUCUACUACGGAUCAAAUACUGGGACGUGUGAAGCACUAGCGAACCGUCUCGCUAGCGACGCUCCAAAUCACGGAUUCAGCGCGGUGGUAGACACGCUGGACGCUGUGAAAGAGAAUUUACCCAAGGAUAGACCGGUUGCCAUUAUUACGGCGUCUUACGAGGGGCAACCCGCAGACAACGCCGCUCACUUCGUCACCUGGCUUGGUAAUUUGACGGGCUCGGAACUUACUGAUGUAGAUUUCACGGUUUUUGGGUGCGGUCACCGGGAUUGGGCGACAACAUUUCACAAAGUCCCAAAAGCCAUAGACAGGGCUAUAGAAGAGCGAGGUGGAACAAGAAUCGCAGACAUGGGGACUGCCGACGCUUCAAAGGGCGAUAUCUUCACCGAGUUUGAAGCCUGGGAAGAAAAGAUCUUCUGGCCAGCCGUGAGAGAGCGCUAUGGUGCCUCCGAUUCGUCCGACUUCACUCCGUUCGAAGCCAGUCUUGACAUCGAGGUUACCACUCCACGUUCGUCGAUGCUUCGCCAAGACGUCCGAGAAGCACGAGUAGAAGCGGUGGAAGUGCUCAGUGCACCCAAUGCACCUGAGAAGCGGCACAUUGAAGUCAGCCUGCCUUCAGGUAUGAGCUACUCUGCAGGAGAUUACCUUGCCAUACUACCUGUGAAUCCCAAAGAGAAUGUCGCUCGCGCGAUGAGAUACUUCGGUCUAGCUUGGGAUAGUAUGCUCACCAUCACAUCGUCGAGUCCUACCACGUUGCCAGUGGACACACCUAUCUCAGCAAAUGAUGUCCUCGGAGCCUAUGUGGAGCUCGCCCAGCCCGCAACAAAACGCGAUAUUACCGCCCUGGUUGACGUUGCUUCAGACGAAGCCGCAAAGCGCGAGCUUGUCCGCCUCUCUACAGAAGCUUUCACCGCUGAGAUAACUGAGAAGCGGGUAUCCGUGCUGGAUUUGCUCGAACGCUUCCCUUCAGUGUGCCUGCCACUUGGCCCUUUCUUGAAGAUGCUGCCUCCGAUGCGCGUACGUCAGUAUUCGAUAUCAUCGUCACCGCUCUGGAAUCCAGCCAAUGUCACGCUCACCUUUGCCGUCGUCGACCAGCCCGCAUUUAGCGGCCAGGGCCGUUUUGUAGGCGUGGCGUCCAACUAUCUGUCCAGCCUAGCCGUGGGAGACAAGCUCCACGUUGCAGUGAGAAGCUCACACCAAGCCUUCCACUUGCCAAAGGAUGCAACGAAUGUGCCCGUAAUUAUGAUUGCCGCGGGAACUGGUCUCGCGCCGUUUAGAGGUUUCAUUCAAGAGCGUGCCGCACAAAUAGCAGCUGGUCGCACCCUUGCACCCGCUCUACUCUUCUACGGCUGUCGCAACCCCGAAACCGACCUUCUAUACGCCGAGCUACUCUCGCGCUGGGAGAGACUUGGCGCUGUGUCACUCCGCUACGCAUUUUCUCGUGCUUCUACUGACAUUUCAAACUCUUCGGAAGGCUGUAAGUACGUGCAAGAUCGUCUCUACCAUGACCGCAAAGAGGUAGUCGAGCUCUUUGACGCGGGGGCAAAAUUGUUCGUAUGCGGGAGCCGCGAGGUGGGCAAAGGUGUUGAGGAUGUUUGUCUGAGAGUCGCGAGGGAGGAGAGAGUGAGGAAGAAGGGUGGAGAGGUGGACGAGGGAAGGUUGAUGGAAUGGUGGGAGGGCUUGCGCAAUGAGAGGUUUGCUACGGAUGUGUUCGCUUAA
Messenger RNA from Didymosphaeria variabile, 3213 nucleotides. RefSeq lists its product as uncharacterized. The record is from RefSeq and is a predicted model, not a curated record. Gene Ontology annotation, cellular component: cytosol. Lineage: Eukaryota; Fungi; Ascomycota; Dothideomycetes; Pleosporales; Didymosphaeriaceae. The transcript has 4 exons. Bases 1 to 3213 code for a protein of 1070 amino acids. Gene Ontology annotation, molecular function: heme binding; NADPH-hemoprotein reductase activity; aromatase activity.